This is a messenger RNA of Poeciliopsis prolifica (blackstripe livebearer), 3981 nucleotides long. RefSeq lists its product as uncharacterized. Lineage: Eukaryota; Metazoa; Chordata; Actinopteri; Cyprinodontiformes; Poeciliidae. The record is from RefSeq and is a predicted model, not a curated record. The transcript is spliced from 4 exons. The coding region runs from base 2303 to 3235 and encodes 310 amino acids.
AUCUAAAGUCCACCUUGAAAUGAUUCUGAAAAAACAACAUACCAAACACUGAAACAUUUUAGUGUGACCAAAACGUACAAACAGAUGAAAUAUCUAAGGGCAAAUAAUUUUUUCACAGCACUGUUGUUGCUCUCUCCUAUUGGGUGUAAUAAAGUAAGCAUGUUAAGAUUUUGCAGAAAGAACUGCGAGACAACCCUUGCAGCACCCACCCAGUCAAUGUUUGACAGGUCCAAAGGCCAAAGACCGGCGCCUUUGUAUUAGUCAAAGUCAAACUGUACAGUUUAUCAUUUGUUCAUUCGUAAACAAUUACGAAACAGACACGCACAAGAAAUCUGAAGCUGCACCAACUUAAUCUGGUUUUCCACAUGAAGAAAUCAGCUGUAUUUUAGAGUGACAUGUCCAUUUAAUUACAGACGUGGCGUGAGAGAAUUAAAGGAUUAGCGACAAGAGAACUCAGCAGGCUUUCAGCACAGGACAGAAGUCGGGACUCUUCACCAUGAGAGUUGUGAAACUAAAGAAAGUGAGCAGCAGGAGAUUUCAUCAUCCACCAACAGCCAUCCUGCAAGAUUCAAAAAUUUCACAAAAAUCCAUGUAAACGUGACUGGACUCUUUUCUGUUGUUGUAGUGAACCAGGAAGUGCUUAUGGCUUCUUUUGUAAUGUUUCAUUUAUCUUUGUAGUCCCAGAUUAGCUCCAGUGAUGACAUGGAGCUUUUUUCAACUUUGUUUUAGUUCAAAGUUGAAAAACCAGUUGGAUUUACUGAGUGAUUGGGCUACUUCAUAUUAGCUAUAUAAGCUAAUAAAGAUUUCUCUACGGUUUAGUUUCAAACUGUAGAGUUUAGUGUUUGUGUAGUUUUUAAUAUGUUUUGGGUUUUUCUUAAGAAAUGUAGCCAUAUUUUGAUAUUUUGAAGACGGAGUUUGUAGGAAACCUCAGAUUUUGACUUAUUGAAAUUUCUGUUGAUUUUUCUUGGAAAUUUAAACUUUUAAUCACCUGACCUGCUCUGAACUGAAAACUGAAGGUAAAGUGGAAAUUUAGAGGUAUAUCUGUGAAUUAAAAUUUAAUUCAGUGUUUCAUUUUAUGUGGAGCGAUAUGUUGCCAUACAAUAUAAUGAAAAGUUAGGUGGAAGAAAAAAAUGUGCUAGCAGAAAAAGUGCACAACCAAAAUUAAUGAGUAGAGUUCAAUAAAUUGGGGGAGAUUUAUAAGAGAUGUGGAGGGACUGUGAGAAAGAUCUUUUUUUCUCAGUGCUGCAAAGUCCUCUUUUAAGACAAAAGUAGAUGUGUUUUUUUCAUUUGAAAGUCAAGGUCCAAGAAUGUGGGAGGAAAAUGGAAAUGCACACAUUUCAAAUUGUUUGAAGCCUAGAAUAAAGUUUUCACACUCAGUGAUGAUUUUUGGAGCCAUGACAUCUAUUCUUGUUGAUCCUCCACUUGGAAAACCUAGAGCUCUUCAUUUUUCACUCUUCUCAUAAACCAACACUGGCAAAGUCACCAAUACCUGAGGUUAUAACCAUAUCAUGUCCAAUAUUCCUGCCUGGCUCGUAAACUGAUUCAUCACUGGAGUCUUGAAAAGAGAACAAUGAGGAAACCCCAGAACCAAUAAUGCAGAGGAGCUGAAGAUCAGUAGUGGAGCAAUAUGGGUUUCCUUUACAUUACAUCUGAGCAGCAAACUGACCAUCUCCAGGCAACUCGGCAUUAACGCAGGAACUUGUGUGAAAUGAGUCCACACCAAAGACUUUCCGUUUAUAAUCCAUGGAAAACCUUUUCAUUAAAACAUUAAGGAAGUUCCAAUAGUUUGUUUUGCUUUUGUACAAUAUUCAGAUGUUCUGAGACCCUGAAUUUGUCUUUUCAUAAAACAUAGAACUUAACAGAAAUAUGCACUCAAACUAUCUGUAACGAUGUAAAAUGUGUAAUAGAGUCAAGAAGAUAAAAUUCAGAAACAAACCUUUUCAAUGAAACUCAAAUUGUAUACUUGUGAUUAAAGCAUGGGAAUUACAAUGGAAGCAUUAAAUGCAAAUGUCACUUAAAUAAUCGCAUUUGGCCGUCCAUUAAAGAUUAACCUAAUCACCUUCAAACAAGCCCGUUUCCUAUUAGCCCCGCCCACUCAUGAUAUUAGCCAAUAGAAGCGUGCAGCGAACCUUCGCCCUAUCCCUCCUCAUUGGUGUUCGCUGUGCUCGUGGAGGAAGUUUCUGCUGGCGACCAGUGGAGCAGGUUUCCCCGGAUUCAAUGCCUUAUUUUAAUCCAAAAUUAGAAUAACAAAAAAAAAAAAAAGAAAGAAAAGCAAAUCCGCGCUGCCGUGGUCGCGCGUAAAAUGUCCGGUUCGGAGUCUCUGCCUGCGGAGGAGAGGGAGUUUCAGAAGGUUGUGGCUCAGCUCGGAGGAAAGGAGAGGAUUUAUCUUGUCAGUGAUGUCUGUGGAAGGAAGGAGGUGGACGGAGAUGACGUCGGGAUGUUCCAGGAGUUCAUACGUGACAUGUUUCACAACAGGAGCCCUGAAAGCAGCGAAGGACAGUUGCCGGCCUGUGAGCCGACGGAUCAUCGCGGCGACACUGAAGGCGGGACAGAGACCGGAAAAAGCAACGAGAUACCUUUAACUGAGAAGAGCGAGACCUUGCAGGAGGACCGGGAGAAGGAGAAACCGCCGAGGAGCAACCCUCAGAGAACUGCGACCAGGAGGUUUAAUAUUUACAGCUCCAAGCGGGCUAUAGACUCCCCGGUCAUCGUCUUCAUCUUCAGACAGACCUUCAUCAGCAGGACUUCAAACGAGCUGUGUCUGCUGGAGAUCCUGAAGGACGUGAAGGCGCGCACGAAGCGUGGCCCGGUCAGCCGGCCUGCUCUGAUUGGACUGAUACACACCGCGCAGGAGAGCGCGGAGACGCAGCGCUGUGCGCAAGUCCUGGAGCUCUCGAUGCGCUCCGUGUUCCGCAAACACUCGCCAGACACGAUUUGGGUCGGCUGUUUUGUCCCGAAGACAGAAGACAGAAUCCUGGUUAUCAAGAAAAACACGUGCAAAGCUGUUUACGCAGCAACCCAAACAACAGAUAAUGCCGGGGAAAGAGGAAGCCAGCCUUUGUGGCCAAUCCAGUGUUGUUUCAGGCCUCAGAUGGGAGAAGUCACAAGGCAGACCAACAACAAAUCUUCAAACUGCAGACCAAAAGGUGAAGAUGGAAGCCCAGAGGAAGGACUACCUCUAAAAACUGGCGUCUUCUCUGCUGAACCUCUUGUGAAAGCUCCAGUGGAUCACUGAUGUUAAGACAUGUAGACCUAUCACUGUGGACAUCCACACUGUGGAAGUUUAACAAAAAAAAAACAUGAUGUCAUGUAAUGGCCUGGUUUUUUAUUAUAUGAUGCUGAAACUAUCACCACUGAGCCAACCAGACUUCUACUCUCAAAGAUGCUGCCUGACAACUUGUUCUUAAUAAAUAACCUCAAGAUGAUUUUCUGUACUGUAUAGUUUUACUGUAACACCACAUUAACAGGGUAUUUGAUGAGAUCAACUGAGGUGUGAUACAUAAAUAACCAUAUGUUGAAACAGAAUAGCUGCUUGUUGGUACAAUCAAGUCAGCUCUUAUUUUAACAGCCUUGAAGCAAAGUGAGCUUUCUUCUUGACGUCUUUUGUUUUUUACUCGAUACUUUAAUUUAAACACGUAAAUGAUUUAUUGCUCUAUAGUAUUUCAUUUUUUUAAGUUAAAUUUUUUUGCCUGACCCGGUGACCCAGAGGUGUCUGAGGUGACACAGUGACCCAGAAGAGCUCCAUCUGUUGCAAAGAAAAUAAAUGACCCAGACAUUUUAAAGAGCUCAUUUUUAAAUGCUGUGAAACAAUUUGAUUUUGUUUAUGUUUUUGUUUUUAUUUUAGUAGAACUUUGUGCCUUAGACAAUGCACUGUUUUAACUAUUGUUUAUCACAGGAACAAAAUGCAACUGUUUAAAGUUUAAGUAUUUAUUUAGAAUUUCAGUUUAACUGUCUUUAUGAAUAAACACACUUUAACAUGGA